AUGUCCAAGAUUCUGUCGGCUUGUGUCGUUGCCGCUGCCUGCGCCUAUGCUUGCUUGCCCGACAAGGCAGAGACGGAACGUCUUCUUGCUAGACGUUACAGUCGAGAAGUUCGCAGUCGUCAUCUAAAGCGUGAUGUCGUCGAGUUUCCCCCUGUUCUGACCGACACCGAGUCCAUCCUCGUCAAUUCGUUUGACAACAGCUCCAUUUCAGACUGGUCACUCUACUACACCUCAGGCUACCGCCUUGCUGGUCACAACAGAUCCCAGGCCGAGUGGACGCAGCAAAAAUGGAUCGACCUCGGCUGGGAGUCUUGGAUUGCCGAGUAUUGGAUCUGGUACACAGAGCCGAUUGAGAGCUCCCUUACGCUGAAUCGCCCUGACGGUUCAUCUCACUCGGCCCAGUUGUUGGAGGAUUCGCUGGAGAUCGACCCCCAAACGUCCAAUCCUAAUGAAAAGCCGGCAUACCACGCCCUCAGUGGUAGCGGAAAUAUCACCGCCGAGUAUGUCUACGUUGGGCGUGGGACUCGAGAUGACUUCAAGCGCCUACUGGAUCUCGGUGUCAUCUUAGAAGGAAAGAUUGCUCUGGCUCAAUAUGGCGGCACCAACCGUGGCGUGAAGAUCAAGAAUGCCGAGGCCAACAGUAUGAUCGGUGCGAUCUUGUACACCGACCCACUGGAAGAUGGCGAGAUGACGGAGGAAAACGGUUAUUUACCAUACCCAGACGGCCCCGCUAGGCACCCAUCUGCCAUUCAGAGAGGUAGCAUGAGAUGGGCGUCCCUUUCAUUUGGCGAUCCAUCGACCAUAGGCUAUGCGUCCACCAAAGAUGCUCCACGAGCAGACAUCAGUGCCUAUGGCCCCAAGAUCCCGUCAAUCCCCAUCAGUCCGAGGGACGGGCUCCAGCUGCUCCACGCUCUAGAUGGGCACGGUAUCUCGGCCGAGGAAGCUAAUCGCACCAACUACAAAGGAGCUUUCUCAAACGUCAGUUAUAGCAGCGGCCCUGCGGCGGGAGCCACACUGGACCUCAUCAACUUUAUGGACGCCAGACUGGAACCAGCGUAUAAUGUCCUGGCUUCCAUCAACGGUACGAGCACCGACGAGUACGUGAUUAUUGGAAACCACCGUGAUGGCUGGACCGCAGGCGGCGCUGCAGACGCUGUUUCUGGUGGUUCUAUCCUCAUUGAGAUGGCCAAGGCCUUUGGAAAGCUUCUCGACCAGGGGUGGAAACCCAGGAGAACCAUUAUCCUGGGCUCGUGGGAUGCCGAAGAGUUUGGCUUGAUGGGCUCAACAGAAUGGGUCGAAGACCAUUUGCCGGAGCUCAUUGGCAAGACGGUUGCGUACAUCAAUGUCGACACUGCUGUUUCUGGGCCCCGAGCAGAAAUCGUGGGAUCUGGAGAGAUUCAAACCAUUGCCAUUGAGAUGAUGAAAAAGGUCAUUUUCCCCGAAGGAUAUGGCGCUGGUCCUACGCUGUACGAUGCGUGGUAUAAUGCUACCGAGGGCGUCAUUGGCCCACUUGGUAGCGGUAGCGACUUUGCUGCAUUUUACCACAACGGCAUCAGCUCUAUUGACAUUUCGGGAGGACCUGGCCCCAAGGACGCCGUCUAUAUGUAUCAUAGCCUUUACGACACUCAUCGCUGGAUGACCGAGUACGCGGACCGAGGAUUUCAUCUCCAUACUGCCAUGGGCCAGUUCGUAACACUUCUCACGUACCACAUUGCCGAUGAUGCAUUGAUCCCCUGGGAUUUACCCAAUGCGGGAUCCGCGCUCCGCGACAUCUUUGUGGAUCUUGAAGAACAGCUUGAGGAAAAGUUCCCCGAGUACAGCGUAGAUCUGAGUCCUCUCGAUGACGCAGUCGCUGCCUUCGAAGCGGCGGCUGAACGCAUUGCCGUCAUCGCAGAAAACGCCCUGACAUUCAACGACACGGCUCUACUGGCGGCAGUCAACUCUGCGUACCGUGACUUCAGCCGCGGGUUUGCAAGCGAGGGCCUGCUACCUGGGAGGUUCUCGUACUACAACGUGGUGAGCGCGCCCGGGCUGGAGAGCGGCUACGGGGCCGAUGUAUUUCCCGCCAUCCAGGACAGUUUGGACCAAGGGAACUUGACACAGGCUGAAGAGUGGGUUGAGAGGAGCGCAAACGCCGUUUUGCGGGCGGCCCAGAUUCUGAAGAUUGGAGAAUAG
Messenger RNA from Ilyonectria robusta, 2175 nucleotides. RefSeq lists its product as uncharacterized. The record is from RefSeq and is a predicted model, not a curated record. NCBI's taxonomy places the organism in Eukaryota, Fungi, Ascomycota, Sordariomycetes, Hypocreales, Nectriaceae. Gene Ontology annotation, molecular function: carboxypeptidase activity. The coding region runs from base 1 to 2175 and encodes 724 amino acids. The transcript has 7 exons.